Messenger RNA from Sinocyclocheilus grahami, 5173 nucleotides. RefSeq names its product polypyrimidine tract binding protein 3 (gene ptbp3). Gene Ontology annotation, cellular component: nucleus. Bases 203 to 1489 code for a protein of 428 amino acids. Lineage: Eukaryota; Metazoa; Chordata; Actinopteri; Cypriniformes; Cyprinidae. The transcript has 12 exons. The record is from RefSeq and is a predicted model, not a curated record. Gene Ontology annotation, biological process: mRNA processing. Gene Ontology annotation, molecular function: RNA binding.
GUCAGGAGCAGGAAGUGUGUGCGUGCCUUUGUGCCAGAGAGACUGAAUUUGUGUUGGGCAGUCGAACUGUAACAGCAGCACCCUUUCUUUAUUUUCCUGUGCUUGCAUUGUUAUUUCACCUCGCCUCUGUUUUGCUCUGUGCAAUGGAUGGUAGGCAUCUGGAGAGCCUCCUGUUUCCACCUCCUCGUGUUGCUUUACUACCAUGAGCAGUUCCACUCCAUCCACAGCUAAUGGCACUGACAGUAAAACGUAUAAAGGAGAACGAUCUCCUUGUGACCCUUCCCGCGUCCUCCACGUCCGCAAAGUUCCCAUCGAAGUGUCUGAGGCAGAGGUCAUCUCACUAGGAGUCCCUUUCGGCAAAGUCACCAACCUGUUGAUGCUUAAAGGGAAAAACCAAGCUUUUAUAGAAAUGGCUUCUGAAGAAGCAGCAAUCACCAUGGUCAACUACUACACCGCAGCCACACCCCAUGUCCGCAACCAGCCCGUCUACAUCCAGUAUUCCAACCACCGUGAGCUCAAGACUGAUAAUCUGCCCAAUCAGGGGGCUUUGGAUGGGCAGAACAUCUACAACGGCUGCUGCACUCUGCGUGUUGAGUUCUCCAAGCUGACCAGUCUGAAUGUGAAGUACAACAACGACAAGAGCAGAGACUUCACACGUCUAGACCUACCCUCAGGGGACGGCCAGCCCACGCUGGACCCCAGCAUGCAGACCGCUUUUGGGGCUCCUGGGAUAAUUUCCUCUCCAUACCCUGGGGCGGCUGGUUUCGCCCCUGCUAUCGGUUUCCAUCAGGCAGGUCUGUCUAUGCAGACAAUGCCUGGUGCUCUGGGACCUCUCACCAUCCCUUCAUCAGCAAUGACAGGACGGAUGACCAUCCACGGCAUGGCCCCCACCAUCAUCCACUCUGUGCUCCUCGUCUCCAACCUCAACCCCGACAGCAUAUCACCACACGGGCUCUUCAUUUUAUUCGGAGUGUACGGAGAUGUUCACAGAGUCAAGAUUCUGUUCAACAAGAAAGAGAAUGCCUUAAUACAGAUGGCAGACGCCACGCAAGCCCAGCUCGCGAUGAGCCAUUUGAACGGUCAGCGUCUGCAUGGUAAGGUGAUCCGUGUGACCAUCUCAAAGCACCAGACGGUGCAGCUCCCCAGGGAGGGUCAGGAGGACCAGGGCCUGACCAAAGACUUCAGUGGGAGCCCGCUGCACCGCUUCAAAAAGCCCGGCUCCAAGAACUUCCAGAACAUCUUUCCUCCCUCCGCCACCCUGCACCUCUCAAAUAUCCCCCCCUCCACUACAGAUGAUUUUCUGAAAGACCUGUUUGCCGGUUCUGGAUACACAGUCAAGGCCUUCAAGUUUUUCCAGAAAGACCGCAAAAUGGCGCUGAUCCAGCUGGGUUCGGUGGAAGAAGCCAUCCAGGCUCUUAUCGACCUCCACAACCAUGACCUGGGAGAAAACCACCAUCUGCGAGUGUCUUUCUCCAAAUCCACCAUAUAGCACCACCUUCACUACAGUCCAAACGCACCCUUUUCCCAUCCUCCCCAUUCCAGCCCUUCUACCUUCAGCAGUCUGACUGUUUCGUUCAGAGAAUAAGACUGACUGACAAACUCUAAAAAAACAAUUAUAGAUAUUCAUGGGGUAGUUUUAGAGAUUUUCAAAAGAAAAAACAAAAACAAAAAAAAGAAAGAAAAAAAAAAAAGCAAAUAAGAGACUACUGCAGAACCUUUAGACAGUCUCAGAGUGAGUUUGAUUUACUCUCACAAAACCAGGGCUGAAGACACAUGGGAUAUCCAUGACAAUGUGACAUUUCUGGGAACCUCCAUGUGGAGGAAGUAGGACUCCCUCUUUAGUCUAUUGGCGAGAACUUUGUUGAUGUGAAACGCAAACUAAUAUGGGGUGAACAUUCUCAAAAAAGUCAAUGCUGAGGAAGUUUCUUCACCGCACACUUACCGAUUACAUUGGAGACUGACGCUCCUGUAGCCCAAUGGCCUUGUUACCCCAGACCUAAGUGAGGGCGGAGUCUCCUCUGUGCCUCCCCCCAAAAAAUGUCACCUUCAUUCUCAUUGGCUGUUUCAACGGAGAGUCGCAUUUCCCAUGGGAUGUGUUGAACGCACGGUCACCGUUUGAAUGUUGCUGACGUCAUCAUCAAGGUGCUGCUGGAAAAUAAAAUCUGUAGCGACGGUCUCGACCAAUGGACUUGUCCUUUUUCUUCAGAGUAGCAUUAAAAUAAGAGUGCUAUGGAUUCAAGAAUGAGUGCAUUUAAAAUUCUCAGCUGUUUCGGCUUACAAAUCUUUUGUUUCUCAGCACUUUGAUUUGAAUGGAAGACAGGCACCAUGGGGAAUGUUUGGCAUCCUCAUAUCUGUUUACUGUGCAAAGAUGUAUAGCCAGAUGGUAGGCAUCUGUGAAUAGAUAGUGAAUGGCGUGAUUUGUUAUUUUUUUCUUGUAUUAUGAAAAUUUUAUAUGAAACAGACCGGCCUUUUGUGGGCUCUCUGCACCUGCAAUGUUGUCAGAGAACAUCUUUGUUGCAAUGGCGCGAUGUCAUUGUCCAGUCGAUCGGGUUCCUCUGAACCGGGACGAACAUUUUCAAACAUGCAUGAUCAUUCCGGAAAACUCGCGGCCAGCUGUCAACCUUACUGGAACGCUCCAAUCAGCAACGCCCAGCCUGAAAAGAGGCUCCACCUCCUCCAAAGUGAAAUUCUCAAUGUGAAUGGUAUAGCCUGUGAUCUUGAUGGGAAAUUGAUAAUUUCCUCCAUUCUGUUCCCCUUCUUGCUCUUAGUUGAGUCUUUUCCUUUCGUUCUUCUUGUUUUCCAUCAUUCCACACAGGGGCAGACGGUUCUGUGCUCGUUACUCUGUUCUUUCACUCCUCGGCUAUGUCCACAGGUGUGAGUUUGCAGCCAUGGGCUCUGUAGAAACCGUAGUGAAACCCAUUGAGUCACGGCAAAAAAAGAAAAGGCGGCACUCUCUUUUGCCUUGCAGUCCCACACUAAAUGCCUCCACAAAGAGCAAUUCGGAGUGACAUGGAGACGCCACCUAUUUCUCAAAACCUAGUGAGCUGCUGCAUAGGCAGCUGCCUUCUAAGGCAGCAUCCUAAUUGCCAUGAAAGCCUAUUAGUGACUGAUCUGGAGUGCUCUAGAACUGACUAAUAGCACAGGAGUGCACAGGAAACUUGCCUCCAAUAGAGUCCAGGCCAGAGGUUUUCUUCUAGAGGUGGAGAUGUUAAACUUUGAGUCUGUGAAUCUUCUAAGUCAAUCACACAAAGACCUUGGCAUCAUGGAAAUGCUUGCAAGCUCCAAAUAUAGCUUACUCCAAAACUAGCAUCUCCUCCAUUGAUUCCAUUUAAAAAUCGAUACAUUACACGUUUUGAGCAGCGUUUGAAGGCUAGCAUUGGAUUUGUUUGAUUUUAGUACAAUUAGCAUGUUGCUAAGCUAAUAAGUCCAAUCGUAAAAAUACAUAGCACAUGCCAAUAUUGAGCUUCUACUAUGAAUUCUUUACACUUAUUACAGUGGUGGGCUUUGAGGUUAACAUGUUGCUAAGCUAAUAAUGUGGUGUGGCAUGAUGCGACACAACAGUAAACUGAUGCCCCGUUCUACUUCUGACGUACUACAAGCGUUUGCGCUACUUCCGACAACAGGACAAAUGGAUUUGGAACUUUGGCUUUUUUCAGUAUAGACAGUCUAGAGAUGUUGCAGUGCAAUGCGACAAACAUCACACACUGCAUAAAUGUAAAAAUACCUAGAACAUACUCAAUAUUUGCUUGUGCUAUGUAUUUCUACACUUCAGGUAUCGCAACAUUAGCCUAGCAACAUGCUAAUGUCAAACUCUGGAAUGAGUUGAUUCAUCUGAUUGAUCAAUUUUAGCGGGUUUUGGCCUGAUGCGAAAAAUCAACACUGCAGUCAAAAUAAUGCAUUUUUAAACAGGUUAAACAAAUUUAUAGAUAUUUUUCUUCAGUGAAUUAUAAGUAUAUUCAUAAUCAACAUUUGCCUUGAUUCACCCACCAUCUUGAAUGAGCUUCACAGUGCAUUCUGGGAUUGCCUUAUCCACAAUGGUUACAUGCAGAUUAGAUUUUGGCCAAAAUUAGAUAUCCUAGAAGGCUGGAACAGCCCUUGUGCCGGGAGCGCACCUGUGAUGCCUUAAAAUGCCAUCUAAAUAGGCAGCUCACUAGGUUUUGGAACAUGGUAAUGGUGUGCAUACACAGAAGCUGAUUCUGUAUAUGUAUGUGUUCUGUUAGUACUAGUGUAUUAUUACCGGUUUCAUUUGGACUGUUUAGGAUAUUUGAUGACUCGCUUGUGCAUACGAGCGAGGCGCUGUCUUAUUUAGUGAUAAUCUGGCCUUAACAUUCCAAGGAGGGUCACCGUAGACCUGUUGAGUAGCAUCUAAAGGGAGCAGCUUCUAUGCCUGUGCGCUAUAUCCUCUAUCAGUGUCCAUUUGAAUCACAGUUAUGAAAUAAAUCAACAAUCUUCAUGUUCAUGCAAGGCAAGGGAUAGUGGCUUUUUUUGUCUUUGACUGAUUUCACCUGAAGCGAUUCAAAACGUCGCUUUCACUUCUCAAAAGAAAUUGAAUUUUGUUGAAGUUUACAGUCUUAAAGCAAAACUAUUCAGGUCUAUAUAUCUUAAGGAUUGUCAAGAUUUUUUGAGAAAAAAAGUUACUUAUUUUUGGUAAUUUGUUCUUUUUUAUGGAAGAGAGAAAAAAAAUCUAAUUUGAAACCUCAUCGGGUUUUUGUACCACUAUAAUCAUUCAAGAAAUCAUGGUGAAAAAAAAAUCAUAUUUACUGUGUAUUUACCUAAUUUCUUAUUACGUGCCUUAUUAUGUGUUCAUAAUCAAAUAGGUUUUAGAAAUUGUACCUAAAAUAUCUUAUGUACUAUUUUGUGGGAUUGGUGAGAGGGUUGAUUUAUUUUGAUCUUGAUUUUUAUUUUAUUUUUUGUUGUGUAGCUCUUAUUGAUGUGCAUUUUGUGGGGACUCAGUACCAUGUGGUCUUAAUAUGAAAUGAGAUGUAAGUUAUGAUGUAUGGUGCUGUGAAUGCUCUUAUUAGAAAAAUUAACGGUGAACUCAGCGAUGUUCAGAGCAUGCUGUGGGUCUCUAUUCUCCCUCGUUGAUGUGUGUGUGUGUGUGUGUGUGUGUGUGUGUGUGUGUACAUAUGUAUGCUAGACCCGCAUACCAUUGUCACAUAAAGCCUUUCUAGGC